UGGAACAUCACACAUGACCAGGUCACUUAUUUCUUGCAAACUACCUUCUCAACUUCAACGUGCAAAACCCUUUCUGGCUGUCCACUUACUUAUACAUAUAAAUAAAAAAAUUUAAUACUCUCUAUAAUUAGGCCAUUAGCCAGCUGCAAACUGUCAUAUCUCUAUUGUCCUUCUAUUAGAAGUUCAGAACUCCUUCAAGUUUUUCUACUUCCUAACCUGAAAAUUCUCAGUAGAAAAAUGGAUGAUAAUGAUCCGAAAACCGUUCCCAGUACAAAACCUGACAUCAAAACCGGCUCCGAAGAAAAAGUGGAGCCGAGCCCGGUUCUUGAACUCGAGCCUUCGACUAUUGAGUCGGUUUUGAAGCCUGUUGUGGAAGAAUUUUCGGAGGGAGCAAAGACUCUUGUGACGUCAUGUGUUGAUCACAUGGAAAAAGGUUUAGUCGAAAAGUUGGGUCACGUUAACGUAUCUGAAUCAUUGUUCAAGUUGCCGACUUCAGAUGAAAAGGUUGGUGAGUCAUCAUCGGAGUCUGCUAAACCGGAGUCUGUAGAGAAAGAAGAACGCGGCUUGGAGGAAAAUCCAAGAAGCACAGACACUAAUGAGGGGCAGCCAGUGACAGCUGGCACACGGGCGUCGUGGAUUAACUGUUGCGGUUUGCUUGAUGUCUUGAGGCCUUCUGAUCAUUGA
This is a messenger RNA of Striga asiatica, 684 nucleotides long. Lineage: Eukaryota; Viridiplantae; Streptophyta; Magnoliopsida; Lamiales; Orobanchaceae. The record is from the annotation of a GenBank genome assembly.